AUGCUAGACUCUUGGCUCGACCAGCUCAAGCACCGCCAUCAACACCGCGACCCGGCUCAGUUUGCCGCCCUCGUCGACCCGGACCCCACUUCACCCAGCUCGCAACACCUCCGCAACGCACUCCAGAGCAACCCCAACCUGCGACCCGCGACCUACUCGACCCUCGCGCGCUCCACCUUUGCCGACUCGCGCCCGCUCGCCGACUUUGUCGCCGCCUUCCUCCUGUACACGCGCGAUGCUCCCCUCGGCAACGAGCCCGCCGCCCUCGACCGACAGUACUCCCUCCUCGAGGACUGCUUCAAAACGGCAGAUCGUCUCUUUGCCCAGGGCGACACGGCCUGGUUCGUCCCGACCCUGCGCAAGUACGCCCGCCGCCUCGUCGACGUCGCCCUCGCCGUCGGAAGAGCAACGGGCGACGUCAAGCUGACGCGCGCGGGUGAGGCGGCGCGCAUGCUCGGGCGGCCCAUGGGCGUGGCCGCCAACGACCGCUCGCCCGACUCGCCCUCGAAGCGCGACGCCCUCUUCUUCCUCGCCAACUCGACCUUCCGCGUCUACUUUGCCCUGUCCAACCUGCGCCUGUGCGACACGGUCCUCAACAACACGCAGAACGCGGCCCUCGCGAGACUCGACACGGUGCCGAGGGGCGACCGCUGCGCCUUCUUGUACUACCGCGGCAGGAUCGCGCUGUACCAGAGGCGGCUGCCCCAGGCGAGGAACGACCUGAGGAGGGCGUUUGCGCUGUGCAGCGCGGCGAGCUGGAGGAACGGCCGCCUCAUCUUGACCUACCUCGUCGCGGCGUCCCUCCCGCUCGGCUUCUUCCCUUCCCUCGCCCUCCUCUCGCACUUUAACCUCGCCGCGCCCUACUCUGCGCUCCUCCCCGCCCUCAAGCACGGCAACCUGCGCGGCGUCGUCGCCGAGCUCGACGCGCACCAGGCGUUCCACCUCAAGUGCGGCAACUACCUCCUCUUGCGCGAAAAGCUCGAGACGUUGUGCUGGCGCAACCUCGCGAGGAGAGUCCUCCUGAUCACGACCAACGGCCGCCCCGUCCCGCCCACCGGCCCGCCGACACUCGCCCUCUCGGCGCUCCUCGCCGCCGCGCGCGUCGCCAUGCCGCCCGACAGCGAUGGCGGGGCGGCAGGAGAGAGCGACCUCGACUUGGACGACGUCGAGAGCAUGUGCGUGUCGCUCAUGGAGCAGGGCUACCUCAAAGCCUACAUCCUCCACAGCAAGGCGCUCCUCGUCCUGCAAAAGGGCCCGCACGCCGGCUUCCCGCCCGUCGCGAGCGUCGGCGCCGUCACUGAGUGA
Rhodotorula graminis WP1 is the source of this 1305-nucleotide messenger RNA. RefSeq lists its product as uncharacterized. The record is from RefSeq and is a predicted model, not a curated record. Gene Ontology annotation, biological process: poly(A)+ mRNA export from nucleus; transcription elongation by RNA polymerase II; post-transcriptional tethering of RNA polymerase II gene DNA at nuclear periphery. Gene Ontology annotation, cellular component: transcription export complex 2. Lineage: Eukaryota; Fungi; Basidiomycota; Microbotryomycetes; Sporidiobolales; Sporidiobolaceae. The transcript is spliced from 9 exons. Gene Ontology annotation, molecular function: double-stranded DNA binding; RNA binding. The coding region runs from base 1 to 1305 and encodes 434 amino acids.